CGUGCGGUUAUAUGAGCGCGAGCGGCGGGAGCGCGGGCCCUUUCCCCGCCAGCCGCCUCCGCGCGCCGCCGCCUCGCUGCUGCCGCCGCUGCCGCUCCCCGCCCGCACGGCCCGGCCCGGCCCGCGCAGGGUUUGAAAUCUGAGCAUGGCAGACAUCGACAACAAAGAACAGUCUGAACUUGAUCAACAAGAUAUGGAAGAUGUUGAAGAAGUAGAAGAGGAGGAAACUGGUGAAGAUGCCAACAGCAAAGCUCGGCAGUUGACUGUGCAGAUGAUGCAAAAUCCUCAGAUUCUUGCAGCUCUUCAGGAAAGGCUUGAUGGUCUGGUAGGAACAUCUACAGGAUAUAUAGAAAGCUUGCCUAAAGUUGUUAAAAGACGUGUGAAUGCUCUCAAGAAUCUUCAAGUUCAGUGUGCACAGAUAGAAGCAAAGUUCUACGAGGAAGUUCAUGAGCUGGAAAGAAAAUAUGCUGCUCUCUAUCAGCCCUUAUUUGACAAGCGGAGUGAAAUCAUCAAUGCAAUCUAUGAACCUACAGAGGAAGAAUGUGAAUGGAAAGCAGAUGUUGAAGAAGAAAUUUCAGAGGAAAUGAAAGAGAAGGCCAAGCUUGAAGAAGAAAAGAAAGAUGAAGAAAAAGAAGACCCUAAAGGAAUUCCUGAAUUUUGGCUGACGGUAUUCAAGAAUGUGGACUUGCUCAGUGAUAUGGUUCAGGAGCAUGAUGAACCUAUCCUGAAACACUUAAAAGAUAUAAAAGUGAAAUUUUCAGAAGUUGGACAGCCUAUGAGUUUCACAUUAGAAUUUCACUUUGAACCAAAUGACUAUUUCACAAAUGAAGUGUUGACAAAGACAUAUAGAAUGAGGUCAGAGCCAGAUGAUUCUGAUCCCUUCUCCUUUGAUGGGCCAGAAAUCAUGGGAUGUACUGGCUGCCAAAUAGACUGGAAAAAAGGAAAAAAUGUUACUUUGAAAACCAUUAAGAAGAAGCAGAAACACAAGGGUCGUGGAACAGUUAGAACGGUGACAAAAACUGUUUCCAAUGACUCCUUCUUCAACUUCUUUAGUCCUCCUGAAGUUCCUGAAAGUGGAGACCUGGAUGAUGAUGCUGAGGCAAUCCUUGCUGCAGACUUUGAAAUAGGUCAUUUCCUACGUGAGCGUAUAGUCCCCCGAUCAGUAUUGUACUUCACGGGAGAAGCUAUUGAAGAUGAUGAUGAUGAUUAUGAUGAAGAAGGUGAAGAGGCAGAUGAUGAGGAGGGGGAAGAGGAAGCAGAUGAAGAAAACGAUCCCGAUUAUGACCCAAAACAACUGGAAUUUAUUUCAAAAGAAGUUUCCAGAGUGCUGAGAACGUACCAUGAUUUGGUGUUUCACUGUACCACUAUGCAAUGGCUUCUAGAGAAAGGCUGUGCCUUUAUUGACUAUGGGAAGGCUUUUUGCUUCAAACUGUAUAUGAGAAGGAUCAAAACCCAGCAGAAUGCAAGCAGCAGUGAAGCAGUGUGUAUGUGGCCUUGAGGAUUACCUGCACUGUAAUAGCCUAAACACAACUAUUAGUUACUUACAGCCUUAUGUUUUGUAUCUUGGUAGAAUUAAGUAACCGAUUUGUUAAAAAAAAUAAAAUAAAAUCAAAAGCAUAAGAACCAGUUUAAAAUGUAGGUUCAAUCUACCUAGCAUUUUAACAGUAUAAUUUUCUGCCAAUAUGUAGAAUGCAGUAAAUCCCCUAAAGCAUGAAUGUUAAUUCAUUGCUACAUAGUUUGGUUCUUGUGAAGUCUUUGUCAUGUAGCUAUUAGACUGCAGCUGUGAAGAUUAUCAGAACUGUUAACCGAGACCAAUAUUUGUUUAGAGAAAACUCUCUCCUGAAGAACCAACCAAAGUAUUUUUCAGCCCAGUAGUCUGAACGGGUUUAAGUCUGCUUGCACUAGCUGUGCCUUCAUUACUUUGUUAUAGAAAUGGCAGUGACUUGUACUAACUAGGAGAUGAUGAUGAUGCAUUUCGAAUUUGACUACUUGAGAAGAUUAGUAUGACUUGUUUAAUUUCCAGCGAGACCACAUUAAACAUUCAUAACUGUCAGCUUGUUUAUGCUAUGGGUUUUGUAUUUUAUGUGACAUAGUGAUCUACAAAAGAAACCUAGUCCUCAUAUUAAGGUUAUUGUUUACCACUGGGGUGUGAAUAAAACCUAGUAUUUUCAGAA
Molecule: messenger RNA, 2174 nt
Organism: Anas platyrhynchos (mallard)
Lineage: Eukaryota; Metazoa; Chordata; Aves; Anseriformes; Anatidae
Gene: NAP1L1
Product: nucleosome assembly protein 1 like 1
Biological process (GO): nucleosome assembly
Cellular component (GO): nucleus
Source: RefSeq, a predicted model, not a curated record